Oncorhynchus tshawytscha (Chinook salmon) is the source of this 4543-nucleotide messenger RNA. RefSeq names its product regulator of G-protein signaling 22. The transcript has 22 exons. Bases 404 to 4291 code for a protein of 1295 amino acids. Gene Ontology annotation, molecular function: G-protein alpha-subunit binding. The record is from RefSeq and is a predicted model, not a curated record. Lineage: Eukaryota; Metazoa; Chordata; Actinopteri; Salmoniformes; Salmonidae. Gene Ontology annotation, biological process: regulation of signal transduction.
UUAUUUUUUGUCGUUAUGGCGCCCUCUACUGGUUGUCGUUCACUUGACUGUCGCACUCACUGAGAAAGUACUUCGGUCUAUUUCCUCUCUGAAAUAGAAUACAUGUCGGUGUGCAUAGUAGCGUGCUAUGGUUAAUCAUCUCUACUUUACAAUGAAAAGACUGAAUAAAAUACAAUAUAUUUAGUAGUUUUAAAACUGUUUCCUCAGCGUCACGAGUUUUACUGCUCCCGUCUUCUGCACUGUGAUUGAGUUCACUUCCAUAGCAACCCCUCUGUCGGUAAUUACACACUGAAAGGUCUGGUGACGGCGGGUCAGAGGUGUUCAGGGUUAGGUAUAGAGCCCCCUGGCUGACGUUUCUGGGUGAAUUAUAACUAAGGACAACUGAAGUACAUAAAAGUGAAGAAUGUUGGGGAAGAUGACAACAGAUCUACCUUACAUUACCAUCGAUCAUUUCGAGGACUGUCUGUCUUCUGAUGAUGUUCUGGUGCACUUCUUUAACUGCUUCCUCAGUCUACCUUCGUUCCCUGAGUGUGUACAGUACAACCAGGAGACUGGUGUGUUUGAGGUGGUCAGUGAUGCAGCGGAGGCUCUGUCUAGGAGGAUCAGGUCAGCCGUACAGUACUUUAAAUCACAACCUCUCACUGACCCAACAGAGCUGACUGCUAGACCUGUGGUGGACAACCACUACACUGUUCUGUGCUUGGACAGAGAACAGGGAAUGGAGUGGAUCCUAACAGAAAGACUACCGUUGUUUAUUGAAAGUGACUGCUACUUCGAGUACAGGUUAGCGAAGCUGCUCUCUCAGUGGGGCCCUCAAGGCUGGAACCAGAAGAGGGAUGGUACCUCAGUCCAGCCCCCUGUCACCACAGAGCCUGUCUGUCCUUCCCCUGGGCCCGAUGACAGAGAGACCCUGAUGAAGGUCCUCUAUGUGUCACUGGGACAGGCCUCGGUAACAGACAUGUUGACAAUAGCUAAGGACAAGGACAAGCAGCUGCCUGUCUGUACCCGGUCUGUGAGAACCCCGGUGUGCUCCCUGGGCCGGGAGGGACAGAGGGGUCAGGCCUCAGCCUGCUUCUCCUGCCUCCCUGACUCAGAGUCCUACGCCCUGUCCUCCUCACUCCUCGUCUCCUUUCCUUUCUCCUCUUCGCUCCCGGACUGUCCUCUCUGCUCUUCACUUCUAGACUGGGACAAGAGACGGGGAGAUCACAGCGCAGAGCAGGAGAUGAAAGUCUACCUCACAGAGACAGAGGCAAAGACAGAGAUAGAGGCAGGAACUACAGAUGAGGAUAAUGGGGAACCCAAGCCCCAGAGUCCCGCCUGUUCUACCACUGACGAGGAGACGGUUGGUCCCCACACAGAGAGACCCUGUGAGGGAGGUCCAGCCACCAGCCACAGCAGACUGAAGGAGCAGCAGGGGGAGGGUGGAGGGUCAGAGGAGGAGAAUGACCAUGACCUUGAGUUCUAUGAUGUCACUGCAAGUAUCCAUGGUGAUAGACAGGGCCUUGGUGACUUUAAGGACUUCUUAAAGGGAACACUAGGAGAGAAGCUUUUGCAUCUGUGGAUGGAUAUAGAGAGACUGAAGACCCUACAGGACGACAGGAGUAGAAUCAGGCAUUUGGUCCAGAUGCGUAGCUGCUACCUGCUGACCGGUGGCCAGAGCAGUCUGAAUGGUGAGCUGUUAACCAGACUGGGUCUCUCUACCUCCCCCUGCUGGAGAGAGGACAGACUGCAGAGAGUUCAGCCCCGCGUCACUGAGGCACUGCUCUGCUACUGGGGUCCCAGGUUCAGGAUGAGCCAGAGAGCAGCAAAUCCUCUCAGACUGUCACUGUGGAGGAACGGACAGCUACACCCUCCCUCUGGUGUGAACCCUAACCCUCGUUACAUCAACCUCCACCCCCUCCGGCCUCACACCUCUAUCCCUCGACCUACCAUCCGCCCAGACACCUCUCUUCCCAGAGUCCUUACCCCCACACCAGCUCACACACAGACAGGUUAUGCCAGCAGCAGUCCUGUUGUAGGGGCCUGGAGGAUGGAGAGGAUGUUACAGGCUCUAUGUGUGGACUCACAGGCCGGGUUCUACUUCACACACUACUGUGAACGCUCUGGAAACCCGCUGUGGGAGAAUGCCGUCCACUGCUGGUGUGAUCUGCAGCAGUACCACCAGCUCUUCUACCAAGAUGGACUGGAUCCCUACAGGGUACAGAGACAGGCUCAUUUGCUGUAUUCAACCUACGUGUGCAGUGCUGCCCGUAGUAGCAUUGAGGUGGAGGAGGAGAGCAGAGAGAGGGUGUACACCUGUCUCACUCCCCCGUUUGAGGAGCUGUUUGACUGGGUGGAGGAACACACUCUGACCCUCCUCCUGGAGCCCUGGAUGCUGCUCACCACCAGGGACACAGACACCUUCCAGAAGGUGGCUGUACGGGAGGAGACUCGCCAGGUGGAGUCAGAGCCGUACGGAGAACUGAAGACGCUGUACGAGGAGGCUGUACACAGACUGGAACAGCAUGCUGUGGCCCAGGCCUGCAGGCCCCGUCCUCCACCACUAGAGGUCGCAAGGUCUCCAGCUAUGUGGUCUGCCGUCCCAGAGAGGUACAGAGGGUACAGGUUGGGCUCUCUGCUAGGACACCGCACGGAGCUACAACACUUCACAUCCUUCCUACAGGACAACACCGCCAGUAUACACCUGGCUUGCUGGCAGGACAUAGAGAAUUACAGGAGAAUCCCCCAUAAAGACAAGGCCCAGAGAGAGGACAAGUCCAGACUCAUUAAGGACAAAUACCUCAAUAGGAAAUACUUCUUUGGGCCUGACAGUCCUGCCACCAGACAACAACAGGAGGAGGUGAUGCGUCUGGCUGGUGGCUGGGGGAGACUGCUUCAUGACCGUCUGUGUGCUCCUGUCCUCGUGGAAAUUCUGAGCAUCAUCAGGAACCACAUAGAAACAAGAUGGCUGCCUGUCUUCCUGACGACGCCGGAGUUCAAUGAGAGACAGCAGCAGAGAGUCAGGGUAGGAGUCCAGGGUCUCAUCUACCUCGGGGUGAAGACGGAGUUUGUUCCUCACCUUAAAGCCUCCCGGCUGUAUGUUCCUGCGUGUUUAACCGCUCCUCUCCUGCAGCAGGUCAAGGGGACGUGGAUGACCUCUGCAGGGGAGAUCCUGGCUCUCCGGAGGGCCCUGCUCAACCCCGUCACGUGUCAUCAGUUCGGUCGCUUCGUCUCUCUGAAGGGAGACUUCCUGGAGAAUGACAUCCUGUUCUGGCUGGAGGUCCAGAGGUAUAAGGAUCUGUGUCAUUCCCACUGUGUGGAAGCUGUAGUCCAGGACAAGGUGUCCACCAUUAUCAGCUGUUUCAUCCAGUCCUCCGUCCCCCCAGCCCUGCAGAUAGACAUCCCCCCAGAGCAGGCAACACACAUCCUGGAGAGGAGGGGGGAGAUGGGACCAUACGUCUUCAGAGAGGCUCAGAUGUGUGUGUUCAGUGAGCUACUGAAGCUGUGGCCAGAGUUCCUGUCGUUCAGCAGCGGUGUGCAGGAGGAGGAGGUGCUGCCGCUGUUGCAGAACAGCGUGAACAAACAGAGUGCUAAACUGCAGCGUCGCAGGAGGAGAGAGGAGGAAAAGGAAGUGGAGAGGAGAGCCCAGGAGGAGGUGGAGAGGUUUCCAGAGGAGCAUGAGGAGAAACACAAAGGACUACAGGAGAGCAGAGAGCUGCUUUACCCUAGUCAACAGUUGUCUUGGUCCUACUCUAAAUACAUGGUCGCCCUGGAGAGAGAGGAGGUGCUGCUGAGGAGACAGGAAGUCACCUCCUCCACUGGGACAGACUCGUCCUCUGCCCACAGUCUGAAGUCAAAGGGCAGCAUACACUCCCGACAGAGCCAACACCAGACCCAGCAGAGCUCCAACGUCUCCCCCAGGACAGAGCCAACACCAGGCCAAGCAGAGCUCCAACGUCUCCCACAGGACAGAGCCAACACCAGACCCAGCAGAGCUCCAACGUCUCCCCCAGGACAGAGCCAACACCAGGCCCAGCAGAGCUCCAACGUCUCCCCCAGGACAGAGCCAACACCAGGCCCAGCAGAGCUCCAACGUCUCCCCCAGGACAGAGCCAACACCAGACCCAGCAGAGCUCCAACGUCUCCCACAGGACAGAGCCAACACCAGGCCCAGCAGAGCUCCAACGUCUCCCCCAGGACAGAGCCAACACCAGGCCCAGCAGAGCUCCAACGUCUCCCCCAGGACAGACAAUGGGCUUGUUUGAGUGGAAAUCCUGAAGCAAACCGUCUGCAGACGAUCGUGGAGAAAUGAACUCUGGGAAGGUGCAUCUGUUUCAGUGUUAAGUCUGAUACUGAUGUGACUUUCCAACAUGGCAGUGUUGACAUUUUUCAGAAAAGUUGUUUGUUUGUAGAAAUAAAUGUAAAAAAAUGUCUCUAUCCCCAUAUCACUGUAAAUGUGUGUAGCCUACAUUUGUACUGUGAACUGAGGAGAGAGACUCAAAUAUCACAUUUGGGGUGGCAGGGUAGCCUAGUGGUUAGAGCGUUGGACUAGUAACCGGAAGGU